GCGCGGCUGCGGGCUUCUCUCGGGUCCUUUUUCCAGCCCGCCUGCGCGCAGCUGGAGAGUUUCCGGCUUUUUGACUGCGUAAAACCCUGCGCCGGGACUGGUGAUCCGAGAUAGCCACUUCCGUACACGCUUGGAAAUGCAGAUGUACAUGUGUGGCAAGAGUUCGGAGAAAACUUCACGCGAUUUACACCUGGAGAUGUCUUUCGAGUUGCGAAAGGAAAUCCCAGGCUUUCGUCGAAGUUCCAGUAGACAGUGCCCCUCCACACGCUUUCGCUACGACAGGCUCUCUGUAUCAAGAGAUAGAAAACUUUAUGGGGUCUGGCUGUGCGUCUACCCCAAAAAAAUUCGCGAACCUGCAACUUUCCCGUGACACGUAGGUUUGCAGAUGAAGUUCCUUUCGUUUCCAAAGGAAAAGACGUGAAGUCGAAGAUUGCGGCCCGCCUUCCUCGGCAGAUCUUUCUGCGUCAGUCGUUUGCGGCUUCCACGCGCACCUUUUGUCUCCUCCGCGGGGUUCGCUUUUUGGGAGAAACUCGACAGAGAUUCUCAGCCAAAGGUUUCGUCGCUUCCCGGAUUUCUAGCGGCCUUUCGAGCCUGAUUCCGGCCAGACUGUGCCGAAACUUUCCUCGCUUCCUCUUCCCCCGCCGCCAUCAGCGUCGCGGGGCGACGCGAGUGACGUCUAUUUCCCUUUUCAUGCGGCAAAAGAAAAGCCGUUUUAUGGUCGCUCUUCGUCUUCCUGCGGAAUAGGGGAGGCAACCCGACCCCAAAUUGCGUCCGUCUUCACGUACCCUCUGUGCGUUUUUCCACUUGUUUCUUCAGUCUCUUCGAGGUCCGCACAACAAACCCUACGCGUUUUUACUCGUGUUUUUUUCUGUCGACUCUCUCUGCGCUUGCUUCGCAGCCGUUGCUCCCCUCGGUUUCUCGCCUGUGCUCUAGUUUUUCACCGCUCCUUCUCAGACGGUAUUUUCUGCAGUUGCUGCAGGACUGUCAACACAGCAUGGUCUUCCUUCCCUGGCUAUCCCGUCAGAUCCGUCUGCACUGUUCCGCGUCCCCCCUUCCCUUUGUGAGGCUCCCUCUUCUGUUUUUGCCUUUCUCUGGGUUUUCAAGGAUUCUGCCCCCGUCUCUCGUCGUCGGUUUCUCCGCGGUUCCGCAGAUCUGGGAACUGCUGGUCUGUUCACGCUUUCUCGGCCUCGCUUGUUGGUCGACAGGAUGCGGACCUAGAUCGCAUCAAGGGCGACGCGACUGUAGGGUGGAGGUUUUUUCGUUGAGUCCGUCCAGGUGUGCAUCAAACCUUAUUUCUUCUCUUCUCUGCCGUCUAGUUUUUGUCUCCACAGUGUCUCUUCUGCUGUACCUGCGGCACUCGAUCGCGUCAGAAAGUUCCUUUCGCCUGCGCGGCUACCGUUUUCUCAGCGACAGCUGCUCGGUCACUCCGGGGCCAAGCCUUCGCCUCUUCCGCUCCCUUUCACCGCGGCGCUUCCGCAGCGAAGAACGGCGACUUGGACGGUUUGUGUGUGCCAGUCUCGCGCUCUGACACCCGGCGGCAACAUGCGCCUCUGUGGAGCUGCUGCGCCGUAGUUUCGACUUCUUUCAGGGGAGACCGAGCCGAAUUUGUCGUCCCCGUGCAUGCAGGAACUCUCCAGCUAGGGGGAUCAUGUCCGGCUCUCGGUGCCUUUGGGUUCGCCUUCUCUUGCGCUAGCUCUGGACGCAGACGCAGGCGGAAAGGACACCCGAGAGCCGUUUCUGUCUCUCUCUCCAAGCCGAGAGGGGACAGGGGGUCCCCGCGGCUUCGGCUGCGGCCCCGAUGCAUUGCAAGCAGUCCUCGGGUCGCCUUCUUCGCGCCUCUGCGAAGCGCCCAAGACGCAUUGUCCUUUCCUUCAGUCCGCAGGGGCUCUUCCCGCUUUUUCUUUGUUUCUGGCCAGUCCUCGUGUUUAUUGCCUCGGCUUCUGCGAACCCUGCGUCAACUGCUGUCCUCAGUUCCGAUUUCUCGUCUUCCAGAUCGCCUUGUUCCAGUUUUUUCGUCUUCUAUAUGUCCAGGUGCGCGCAGAGAUGCUCGCGCACACCUACGUGAAAACCUCGUCCGAUCUGUGCGUGUUGAGAAUAUUUUUUUCGAGCGACUCUCCGUGGAUUUUUGUACUUCCAACCGCUCCCGACUGGGGGCAGGGGGGCUGCGGCAGAACAACGCGUCCGCUGGAUUUCAACAGACCCCCUUCUCCGGGGAGGUUUCCCUUGCUUCCACGAGAAUCUCGCGGGAGUUGUGUGUCUGGAUUUUUUUCGUUGCUUCAAGCGCAGGCGGCGCUCUUUCAGAAGUCCUGGAGAACGCGCGGCUGCUCGUCUCCGCUUUUUUGCUACGAGCUGUAGCGACAACGGACGCAAGGGACUCCGUUCAACGUGUUUCGUCGUCUUUUUGUGUCCUGUCUCAAGACAAGGCCCUUUCCGUGGCUGCCAACUGCACGCCGCUCGACCGUAUUUGUCCUGUUCCGACUUCUGAAGCCUUCCAAGGCGGAGAUCGGCGAGGCGACGCGAGAAAGGGCUCGAGCUGCUACAGGUCCGUCGAGCGUCUCGUCCUGCCGACGCGUUUCCCUGCGGUCGCCGCAGUGCGCGGGAGUUUCGUAUCCUCGGUCUCUCCACGGGUCGGUCAAGAUGCGGAUGCAGUGGUUUCUUCUCCGACAUGCGUACUUCAUCAAGGGGGAGGAUUUCGCGGUCGCCGUCGCGCUGCUGGACUUGGCGCUGUACGUGUUGAUCGGGACGAACUCGCUGCAGUUUCUCGACCAGUCUCCCGAGAAGGCGUUGUUCGGGAUGAUCACGUCCGCGCUCAUCUUCAUCAUCGCGCUGUGCGAUUUCGUCAUCGUGCGCAUGUUCCGGACGAGCAAGUACAAGAUCGAGACGUACAUCAUGCCGGUGUUGAUCAUCUGCAACAUCGCGAGCGUGUUCUACAUGCAGCUGAUCAACAAACUCGUGGGGUUCAUGACGUUGCAGCUGCCGGUCCUCACCUUUCUGAUCACGGGGUAUCCUUACGUCUGGCUCGUCGCCUUCGUUCUGAUCGGCAUGGGUGGUGGCUUGAUUGCACAGUCUGUCGUCUGCUCGGUCUCGCUCGGGUCCAGCUGCCCCCCCAGCGUCUGGGUCGAUGUGGGGUUGUACGCGCUGCAGUUGAUCAGCGGCUCUGUGGCGUACUUCACCGUGUACGAACUCGGCAUUUUGAUUGUGCGCUACAAGCGACACCCGGCGAGGUACUUAGACGCCUUCUCGGACCUCACAGCCCUCGACACGAUCGUCUUCUCGCCGGUCUUUGGGCUCGGCGGCGAGACCGCGCGCCAGGUCCAGGUCAACCAGCUGAUGGCACCGGAGAAGCCGAAUUUGGAUGGCUUGACCUUUCUCCGGUCCGCCUCUCAGGUCUCUCAGACGACAAACCGCAUCGUCUCCCGAGCCUUCUACCACGCCAACACCCCGCCCCACAGUUCGUCGCGGGACGCGCUACCUGCGGACAAGGCCCUCGGCGCCGAGCGGAGCGACCGCGCCGGGUCCGCAGUCUUCUCGCCCAACACUUUGGGCCCCCUCGGCGCGCCCUCUGCGGGCCUCCGGGACUUCGGACCAGGACGCCCCGUCCCCGGGGCCUCCGUCGUAGUCCCCAAAUCCCUCAAGCAGCAUGCCGCGGCGUUGCACGCAGGCGCGAACUCGCCCCAUGGGUCACCGCCCCUCCAGCCCCACGGGGCGCUUCCGGGAGCCCCGCGCUCCAACACCCUCCGCGGCUGCUCUGGCCAGGUAUCGCUCGUCCCCCGGGAAGAAGAGAGCGACCCGGCAUGCGGCAGUCUGCGGGCGUCUGUGGAGAGCAAGGCGACGCAUCGUUCCGCCGCGACUCUCUCGGCCUGCGAGUCCAAGUCCAGGAGCGGACGCGUCGCGGGUCUCUUUCGGGGUCUCAGCAAGAGGCCCGGCGGGCCAGACUGCGAAGAGGCCGCGCCCGCAGAGCCUGCGACGAGUUUGGGCUCCAAGGAGCUCGGGAGGAAGAAGACUGCGGGGUCGAAGGCCCAGUCCUCGGUCCCCAUUCUCUUGCCCCGACCCCAGAGCAUCGAGGAGACGACCUGGCGGGGCCUCGCCAGUGGGGACCUUUCCAAGGACACCCCGGUGGCGAGUCUCGCCUCCCGACGGAACUUGCGAAUGGACGAACAAAGUGGAGACGCGGACAAGGCGUCGAGCGACGUCUCUCGUGACCCUGCGAAGAAGGGCGCAGGACCUUUUGUAGCCGAAGCUCCUGUUCACACUGCCGUCCUGCCGAGCUCGUCCUUUCACUCGGAGUUCCCCCUGUCUCGGCGAGACUCAGGAAAAGAGCUUCUUUCAGAUCUCCGUGAGUCUCGUGAAAGAACAGCGCGUGCAGCGAGCCACGACACUCAUGCUGCUGCGGACGACUCGGGGCUUCAAGGAGACCCUGCGUUGGCGGCGGAGGCCCGAGUCCGAACCGCCCUCCACUACCAUCGCCGGUGGUUUUUCUCUCAGCUCUUCCACUUUCGGCGAGCGCGAAGAAGACAUCGACGGGGAGCGGGGGCGAGGGACGGUGAACUUGUGUUUGAGAGAGGCGAGCCCGACGAGGUCGAGUCGGAGGAGAGCUGCGACGACUCCAGAAGUCGCCCCAGGGAGACAGCGUCUUUGAGUCACUUUUCGCGCUUGUCGAGGUCCAGGAGGCACAAGACGCGGACUUACCGAAGGGGGCGAAGCAGCGACGGAACGACCGCGGGCACCAGCGAUUCCGACAGCCACGGGGAGAGUUUGGAGGAUGAAGGAAGUGACUCUGGCCAGGAAUCGGAGAGCGAGGAAUCGAGAAGACGCCGCAUGCGAUCUAGCAGGAACAGACGACGCGAGACGUCUUCCGAAGACUCGAGUUCGGGCACUUCGGUGCGCUCUGAGGGACGGCACUGCCGAGAAGGGAGAGCCAACUCCUCCGUUUUCUCCUCAGGGAUUCGACGGUAUUUUUCCUUCUUCUCAGCUGCGAGUCGCUGCGCGCAUGCAGCCUCGAGCGAAGAGGAGAGACCUGUGCGCCCAGCUAGACAUAGCCGGCGGCGCGGCUCCGGAGACAGUCGGGAGUGUAGCGCUUCCACUUCAGGUGUCUCUGAGGCCUGUGAACACAGCUCAGACGCGUCCUGGGCGUCGUCUUCGUCGCUGUGUGGCUCAUGCGAGAAGCGGAGCAUCAGGAUGUCGCGGAGACGCCGCAGAGAAGGCAAAUCGCGUCCCCACGCCUCCUCUGUCUCCCGAGCAGAGAGACACAGGGGCCAUGUCUCCGUCGAUCUCGCCCCGUUGCUUCCGUCUCGUCUCUUUUUCGACACAUUCCUCAACUCUGUGAGACGGGCAGAGCGGCUUUCGAAGGAGGGCCGGCUGCCUGCGAGCGUCUCUCGUCAGUCUUCAGAGACCCGCGGGUCGCGCACUGCGUUUCUUAACGGAGACAAAGGCUGUUCACCGACUUCCGAGGCGCCAGAACGGUCGUUUCCUGCCUCGGCGAACGAAGUGAGUUUCCGGAGAAAUGAAGGCUGGGAGAGGUACUACGACAUGUUGUUGCCUUCGCUGCCACCGUUCCCCUCCGCUCGGCCGCUGUAUGUUAAGCCGCGAAAGAACUCGCAGGCGUUCCAGAACGUCGCGGUUUCUGUGUCGCGAAAUGAGACUGAAAUGACUGCGUCUUCGCCUGCGACUUCUUUCGACGGACCCCGCGCCGUGUCUCUGUCUCCGGAGGGACGAGGAGCGAGAGAGAGCAGCGACGGGGGAGGCGCCACUGCACCUUCCGACCUACACAGCCGUCCUGCCCGAGCCAGGUCGCUGGUGGCUGCCAUGCUCCACACUUACCCCACCUGUCCCCAACCCCCAUCGGAUUUGUCUCUGGUCACGCCUCCGCCUGCUUCGCCUUCUUCUCUCAACGAGGUGCAGGCCUCGCGCUCCUCUCCAGCGAGGAUUACGUCAGUCGAGCUGGGCGCUCUGGGGAAACAGCAGGGCGAAGCCGCGCCUGCAGGCACAGACGCAGUGGAGGAAGACAGAGACGCGACGGAAGACGCUCGAGGGUCUUUGUCGUCUCCAACUGGUGCCUCCAGGCGGGGGGACCGCUGUCGCCGGAGCUGGAGUUCGUGUGAGGCGCGUUCGUCCGUGGAGAUGAAGCCGAAUCUCUCGAUACGAGACACCAGGGCUAGCGAAUCUCCCCUCCAAUCGGCUGCUCCGCUUCUUUCGGAAGAGAAGAAGAGUCGCAAGGCCCAGUCUUGCGCGCAGUGUCGGCGAUGCGGCCGGUCCCGCACCCGCUUGCAGCCUUCUGGGCGUCUUGGCUCUUCCUCGCGAGAAGACCUCGUCGGGGAGGCGGACUCGCAUGUCUCCCCCGAAAAAGAGGUUUUUGUCUCUUCCAGGAGGGAGAAGAGAGAGGAGCAGGUGCCGCGCAGCCGGAGAGAGGAACGGAGGGACAGACGAGGCCGUAGAUGGCGACGAGGUCGACGGAGGAGGAAGGCGCGAGAGUGCAGCGAGACUGAAGAACGCAGGGACUCGUCCUCUGAGUGGAGUGGAACGCAGUACAGCAGCCAGGAGAGAAGAAGUCACGAGGCUGUGGGGGGCGUAGCCCAGCUGACGCCGAUUUGCGUAGACGAUGAAUGUGGUAAGGGCGAUGCUGGUUUGUCUCCGCUUCUUCGGAGUGAGGCGGAGGAGUCUGAGGGUGAGGGAGACAUGCGCGAGAGGCAGAUCUACGAGACGCACUCGGACGGAGACGUCGAGGAAUUGAGCGAGGAAGAGCGAGAAGACCGGGGGCGUUCGUGGCUGCGCUGGCUGUUCCCCUGGGGGGUCGGUGAGGGCCAGGGAGGCGAGAAGAACCGUCGGAAGCGCAGUAGAUCUGAGGGCAGGAGAGAACGCGAAUUCAUCAGUGCAGAACGCCGGUACUUGGAGCACCACAGACGAAGCCGGGUGUCCAGCGUCGCGGACUCGCGGUGGGGAAGCGGCAGCGAAGCAUCUGCGGACGCCUAUCCUGCUUUGAGAAGGAGGAAAGGGAGUCGCGUCUACCCUGUGUCGAAGCCACAGUGGUUCCAGCCUUCCGGUCUCACUGCAUGCAGUUCGAAGAAUUCCUGGCUCGCUGUCCCCCCCGACAUCUCGCUGGUCUCCGCGGCUCCUGCUCUUCCCACUCCUUCGCCUUCGUCUCUCUCCUUUUCUGGACUCGACCAGGAACUGGACUGCGACGCGAAUUCUUCGACCGCAGUUUCUUCUUCACUUCCCGACUCCACUGCCUGGCAGGGAAGUGGAGCGGCCGCUUCUGCUUCGUCUCCGUCUCUCCGCGCGUCUGUGGACGCUCAUUUCGCGGAGGCAGAGCUGCACGCGGCGGAACACAGCGACGGCGUUUCUGUCUCUCCGAGGAACUCGCCUGGGGCCCUGAGCGCGCGUCCGAUGUCUGCCGCUGGGAUGCCGAACCCAGAGUCAGGCAUUGCAACUCAGACGCCGCAAACUCCCCAAACUCCGCAUACGCAGAGGCCACUGCUGUUAGCGCAGAGUCUGGUGGCAGCAAGCGGAAAGCCUCUGCCGCCGACGCGAGCGGACUUUGAAGCUCAGCGAAGCCAGGGCCUGGGCGAUUUGUCUCAGAAAACGCCGCGAGUCUUCAGUCCACAAGGUUUAGGCCGCAGCCAGGGAUAUGGUCCAGGGGGCUCCUCCUACGCGCUGGACUCGUCGCGGGAGGCUGGACCGAGCGGGCGUCUCUCGGCGACGCCGUCGACGCGCCUGCAAGGGAGUGGAGGACCUGCAUUCCCUCACUCUUCGUUUCCACAGGCGAUCGGAGCCGCGGGGACGCCGACGGCUCCCAGCCGCGACAGCAGGACGUUUUUCGGAGACACCGGGGCCGCUCGAGCGAGUCGCGCAGGCCUCAGCGGGCGGCUCGCGAGCCGCGGCACGGCGCUCGCGCCCAAAGGCACCCGGCGUCUGAAGAGUGGCUACUCCGUGGGGGCGGCCGACGCGAAGGACAAACAGAAGGGGAAAGUCCUCAGGUACCAGCUGGUGCAGAAGUUCCACGACCGCCUGCCCUGGUGGGUGGCGCGCAUCAUCGUCUACACGGACGCGGCGCUCGAGAACUGCCGGAGACGCCGGCGCCUCAUGCAGCGGGCGACGUGGAAGACCAAAGUUGCGAUGCCGGUUCGGAACAUGUUGGGGCUCUUCAGCGACGAGAAAAUCGAGACCUGGUACGUCCAGUGGCUCAACGCGUUCAACGCGAAGUACUACCCCCGAGUCGCCUGGCUCCUCUUCCUCAUUUGCUUCUACGCAACCGCGUUCCACGGCCUCCUCCGACUUCGCGGAUUCAUCGAAAACUAUCCUCUGUGCAUCGACGCCGUCAGGGCGUCCCCUCUCGGAGAAGCUGGAUUUCUCAUCCUUGUCGCGGUGCGCUUUGCCUCUCAACCUAUCUUGUCAUUUCUGCUUCUUCUUCCUCUCCUCCGACACUCGGGCUCGAGGCUCAUCGACUUUCUUUCCUGUUCCCGAGCUCCCGCAACGCCUCUGAAGAGCUACAAGCUCUAUCGAUGGAUGCUUGCUCUCUCUUUUCUACAAUUUGUCUAUGCCGUCUUCGACAACACUUGGCACUUGAUUGCGGAGCCUGGUUCGCGACAUGUCAACCCUCUAACGAUCAUUCCAGCGAGCCCAAGCCUGGAAAUUGCAGCUGUUCAAACGGUCUACAUUUUGGCUGUGCGUACGCCGACGAUUAACUUGAUUUUCCUGCUCUACAUCAUCACGUAUAUCAUCAUUUUCUUUGUCGCUCUCCCCCCCGGCGUCCAACAAGUGCAACUGUUCACCAUCAGUAUGGCUGGCUGGCUCUUCACUUGCGUUGGCGGCCAGCUGUUCUACACCAGGGCCUUCGAGGUGAAUAGGCGACGGUUGUUCUGCAAGUACGUCUUGCCGUACAUGCUGUACCUGGAGGAGAUUGCAGCGAUCUUGUAUUCGAAUCCGCAGGGGGAAUAUCCCCUGGACGAAGGAAGCGAGGAUGAGGUGUCUAUGGGCUCUGGCCACCUUGUCGGCGAUCGUAGCGCGUGACAAGGCACGACGCUGCGUGGAAAAAAAGGCGGCAAGAGCGGGCGUCUUGAGGGAUCUGCGAACUCGGACGUACCGAGAGAACUCGACUUUCGUUGAAAAGACGAACUGUCCAACUCUGCAACAAACAGAGAAUCUCCUCUCUCGGGGACAGAGAACUGAUGGAGCGAAAGACCUCGACCGACGAGGUGGCCAGUCACACAAAAGAGCUUGUCAGCAUGGAGUCGGACGGAUAGACAAAAACGGAUUUGUGAAUAUACAGCCAAACAUAUACAUAUAUAUAUAUAUAUAUAUAUAUAUAAACAUAUAUAAAGAUAUGUAAAGAUAUAUAUAUAUAUAUAUAUAUCUAUGGUGAAGUUUGUGUGUGGAUAAACAUCUGCACGUUUGGGUAUGCGUGUGUGUCUGUUGUGGGGGGUUUGGGGGUGCUAGCGGCGUCAACUGUUCAAAGGUAACUUUCGAGAGAAUGGGGAGAGUGGAAAGAGAAACAGGCAGAGGUCGUGUCUGGAGAGUGAUGUUAGAGCCUGCGAAUUGAGAACCUUUGCAGAGAUUCGAGAACGAAAUUUCACGGUAAAGAGUUCCAGAGCUAGCGCGCUGUUUAGAUCUUGUCAAAAAUGUACAGAAGAAGACAAUGACGCGAGAUUCACCCUUCUGAACAGGAACUGGACUUGUGGC
Molecule: messenger RNA, 9675 nt
Organism: Toxoplasma gondii ME49
Lineage: Eukaryota; Apicomplexa; Conoidasida; Eucoccidiorida; Sarcocystidae
Exons: 4
Coding region: 2638-9006 (2122 amino acids)
Source: RefSeq, a predicted model, not a curated record